AUGCCCAGAGAAGCUGAAAUAUCGCUCAAUGAGCGCGAAUUCAUCAAGCAAGCGCUGCAGGAGCAGAUUCGUAUCGACCGACGCGCAUUCGACGCCUUCCGUCCGCUUGAGCUCACCUUUGGCGACGAGUAUGGCGUCGCAGAUGUUCAACUGGGCAAGACGAGGGUCAUCGCGCGCAUUUCGGUAGAUGUGACGACACCACUACCAGAGCGCAAGUUUGACGGUAUCUUCCAAAUAGUCACAGAGUUCUCUCCAAUGGCUUCUCCAGCCUUUGAAGUUGGCCGUCCCACAGAUGCUGAAGUCAUCCUUUCGCGCAUACUCGAGAAAGCCAUCCGUCGCUCCAACGCUCUCGACACCGAAUCGCUAUGUAUCAUUGCUGGCUUGAAGUGCUUCGCUCUCCGCGCAGAUGUACACAUCAUUGACCAUGAUGGCGGGCUCAUCGAUGCAUCUUGCAUAGCCGUCAUGGCCGCACUACAACACUUCCGACGACCCGAUGUCCAAGUAGAGGGCGACCAAGCUACAAUCCUUAGCGUACGCGAACGCGAACCGAUACCCUUGUCCAUCCUCCAUCAGCCGCUCUGCGUGACCUUCUCAUACUUCGAAGGUGAAAUAUUCCUGGUAGAUGCAAACUUGGCCGAAGAACAAGUCAGACAGGGAGAGGUCAUCAUUACCAUGAACAAACAUGGCGAGAUAUGUCAGAUUGCGAAGUAUGGAGGAGCCACGAUCAACCCACUGGCUUUGCUGAACUGCACAAAUGUUGCAAUGCAAAAGGUCAAAGAGAUGGGUGCCUUUAUUCAGAAGAGACUGGAAGAGGAUGCCAAAGCAAGGGAUGCCGGAGGGUUGAUGGCAGAGCUCAGCGCUGAAAAUGCCAGGUGA
Molecule: messenger RNA, 876 nt
Organism: Alternaria burnsii
Lineage: Eukaryota; Fungi; Ascomycota; Dothideomycetes; Pleosporales; Pleosporaceae
Product: 3 exoribonuclease
Exons: 3
Coding region: 1-876 (291 amino acids)
Biological process (GO): U5 snRNA 3'-end processing; U1 snRNA 3'-end processing; U4 snRNA 3'-end processing
Cellular component (GO): cytoplasmic exosome (RNase complex); nuclear exosome (RNase complex)
Source: RefSeq, a predicted model, not a curated record